AUGAAUUCCAAAAAUAAAAACAACGAUAGUUCAAGUGAAGAUGAUGCUAAAGUUUAUGAGACACUAACAAAAUUGCCUCCCGCAAAUGAACUAAUGCCACGCAAAUUGACCAUCGAUAUUGAUGUGAAAUCUCUAUUUCCCUUAAAACCUUUGCCUUAAUUUAAUCAGAUUUAUUCCACAUUCAUUGAAGAAAUUUAGACUAUACAACAUCCUAUCGAAGCAUAGUAGCAGGAAGAGAGAACUUUGCUUGAAUAUUUCGAGGAGAAUAAAUAAAACUUGAUUUACAAACGAUUUGAUCAACUUGAUCUAUCCAAGCGGAAUCCUAACGAUAGAACUUAUUUUUCUACUCUAUUUGCUAAUUUCAAGAAAUAAUAUCCACGAGUAUAUUUUCGAGGGGAUCCACUCUUUGAUUAGAAGCUAAUACCAUGUCAAACAGAUUAAUUGAAGUUCGAUUCAAAUUUUGAAUCAGGAAAUUUAUUCUGUGCAUUCAAAAGAGCUGAUAAUGUCUAUGAUCUAAUACUCCAAAAUGAUAUUAAUACUCGAGGCAAUACACAAUGGUUUUUUUUUAGUGUAACUGGAGCUUAAGCAGGUCAAACUGUUUAAUUUAAUUUGCUUAAUCAUCUCAAAAGCAGCAGUUUAUUUAAUGAAGGAUUGCAACCAGCCAUCUAUUCAAUCAAAGAGAACGAAAUCAAUAAAAAAGAAUGGACUCGAGGUGGAUUCAACAUAAGUUAUUUCAAGAGUCCCUUUAUUAAAGAAUACCCUCAAACUAUGAAAGCUAAAUAUUACUAAUUGAGGUUCAGUUACACUUUUCAACACAAUAAUGACAAGGUCUAUUUUGCUCAUUCCUAUCCCUAUACCUACACUAAUCUAUUAGAAUUUUUGAAUUCCAUUCUAAUUAAUCCAGAAAAGAAUUAACACAUGUCUAGGAAAUCAUUAUGUACAACAUUGGGUGGGAAUACAUGCGAAGUAUUAACAAUAACAUCCAACUCUAUGUAACGCAGAGCCUACAGAAAAGGAGUAGUCUUUUUGGCCAGAUAACAUCCAGGAGAACCUUAGGGAUCAUAUGUGAUGCAGGGAAUUAUUGAGUAUCUAACAUCGAAUAAUCCCCAAGCAGAAUAUUUGAGAUAGAAUUGCAUCUUUAAAAUAUUUCCUAUGAUGAAUACUGAUGGAGUUGUCAAUGGGAAUUACAGAUGUGGUUUAGAAGGAAGUGAUUUCAAUAGGAGAUGGAAAAAGCCAAAUAAGUAUCUUCAUCCCACUGUCUAUUAUGCUAAGAAAUACAUUAAAGGAUUUAGCAAGGAAAGGCAAAUCAUUUUGGUUAUUGAUCUACAUGGACAUUCGAGAAAGCAAUCAUCUUUUGUAUAUGGAUGCGCUUACUCUUCUUAAGUUAAGACUAUAGAGAGAGUCUUCGCUUUGCUUAUGGCUAAAAUGAAUCCUUUUAUGGAUUACUCAUCAUGUACAUUUAGAGUUGAAAGCUCGAAGGAUAAGACUGCAAGAAUUCAAAUUUGGAGAGAAUUAAAAAUCAAUUGGGUUUACACUUAUGAAUGCAGUUUCUAUGGGUAAUAGAAGAAGCACUUCUAAAUCAAAGACUAUAUCAAUUGUGGGGUAAGCAUCUGUAAUUCAUUAUCUUAAAUUGUAAAAGAUACUUCUAAAGAAUUCACAAAUCAAGCCAACAUCCCAGAUAUCUAAUAAUAAAUGCUUGAGGAACUAGGCAAGAUGCCUUAAACUGAUGAUCAAGAUUAAGGCUCUGACACUAGUUAAUCUGAUGCAGAAUUAUCUGAUGAUGAAAUCAUACAAUUAUUUCAACCUAAAACUUAUUCCUUGAAACAGAAAAACUUCCUAAAAUAAUUAGACACCAAGAAGAAACAAAUUACUACCAAAUAAACUUUAGUCACUCAAAAAAAUAGCAUUUUAUAAGAAUCACCUUCAAAAAAUUAGCAAUAAUAGGAUAAACUUCCCUAAAGUAGUUAAAAACCAAAGAAUAUUGCCUAUAGAAUUCCACCUCAUGUGAAAUUAAGAUAAAUUGAACCCAUUAGAGAAUAGUAAUAGCCGAUUAUGGUUGAUAAAAGCUGUUAGACUGAUGAUUGGAUGUAUAGAUAAUGGUUGAUUUAAAUUGGAAAACAGAAGAAAUAGGAGGAAUACCAAAGUCAAACUCCUACGAAAAAUAUUUAUAAAUCCUCAUCCCAAUCAGCUACAAGAUUUAUUGUCAAAAACUCAUCAAAGCCCGAUAGAGGAAGAAUUGAUUCUAUUUCCUUAGUUAAUUCUGGAAUAUAAAAAACUGCAUUUAGUUAAUAAAGAUAGAUUAUGAGAUAUUCAGGAAGCAACUUUAUGUAUUGA
Messenger RNA from Paramecium tetraurelia, 2334 nucleotides. RefSeq lists its product as uncharacterized. The transcript is spliced from 5 exons. The record is from RefSeq and is a predicted model, not a curated record. Gene Ontology annotation, molecular function: metallocarboxypeptidase activity; zinc ion binding. NCBI's taxonomy places the organism in Eukaryota, Ciliophora, Oligohymenophorea, Peniculida, Parameciidae. Gene Ontology annotation, biological process: proteolysis; protein side chain deglutamylation.